AUGGCAUCUCGCCAUCGAACAACUGCUGAUGUACUCCAUAAUUUGAGUGUGGAAAGUGAAUUAAAUGCGGGCAGAUAUCGAAGUGACUCUGUUCAAAGUACUACCUCAAGUAUAUGGGAUGAUAUGUCAACUGUCAAGAGUUUUGUUACUGAACGGGUAUUUUCCAGAAGAUUCUAUUGGUUCUGUGCCUUAGGGGUAAUGGCCAUCAUAACCUUACAUUUAACGUUCCUUCCUCGAUCAAGUUGGAGUAGAGAUUUUAGAAGAUGGCAUGGACUUCAUCUAACUCGCUCAGAUGUCAGAAGAAGCUAUUUGGUGGUAUCAGGAAUAGGAAAUAUGUACAAGAAUAAUUCCAAUGAAGAAUAUUUGGAUGCCUGGUUAAACAAUAUGACGUCUUUGAAUGGUAAACAUCCAACAAGCAUUAACAGUAAUGCUAAUCCAGAACUUAGUCAAUUUGUAUAUUCCCAGUUCAAAAAGUUUGGGUUUCAAACUGAGCAAUUUGAUUUUGAAAUGCCAAAUCCAAAAAUACCGACUUCUCUGUGGAUUGAAUUGAUAAAUUCACAGGAUGGGAAACUGGUUUAUAAGUCUCCUUUGUUAGAAAGAGAUUACAAAACACCAGCAUUCAAUUCAUUUAGUGGGAGUGGUAUUAUUAAUGCGCCUUAUGUUUAUGUACAUCAUGGCCAUAAUGAAGAUUAUGAUACCCUUAAAGAUGCUAAAAUAGAUGUUUCAGGGAAGAUUGUAAUUAUUAAAAGUUUGCUUUCUUCAAAUUAUACUCUAAGUGAAUUGGUAUUGAUAGCACAAUCAAGAGGUGCCAAAGGAGUUGUCAAUUUUUAUGAUUUCACUAGUGUCAAUAAUCCUUCUUCAGAAAGUUUACUUGGUGGUGCUAUUUCAAGAAACACUCUUUUAGAAGGAGAUAUUUGGAGUUCAACUCAGCCUUCAAUAAUUAGUCUUCCAGUAAGUUUAGAUGCCAUACAACCAAUUUUAGAGACUUUGGUUAAUUAUGGUGGGAAGAAUUCUAAAUUUCAAGAUUGGGAUUAUUCACCUUUACAAUUGAAAGCAAGCUUUAAUUUAACUCUAGCCAAUAGUGUUACUUUUGAGUCUUCAGAUUCAAAGGUUGGGAAGGGUACAAAUAUUGUAGCUACCAUGAAAGGAAUAUUAAAUGAUGGUCAAGUUGUAAUUGGAUCCAGAAGAGAUUCAUUUGCUUCUUCUAAUCCUUUAAGUGGGCAAGUGAUUCUUUUCGAAAUUCUUAGGAACUUUAAAAGAUUACAACAAAUGGGUUGGAAACCCUUAAGAACCAUUAAAUUUGUUUCAUGGGAUGCUUCAUGUAAUAACGUUUUAGGUUCACAAAUUUUAAGCAAUGGAACAGCAAAAGGAAAGUCUCCCUCGAUGUUUAACACCCCGACUAUUGGCUAUGUUGAUAUUGAUGGUGACGCGGUAACUGGAAGUCAUUUCAAGGUUGAUAGCAAUCCUAUUUUCAAUCAUAUUUUGAAGUCUGAUUCAUUGUAUGUUCCAAUUCCUCGAAAUUCACUCCAAUUUAAAUCUUUACUUGAAUUGAAAACUGAACUGGAUUCAGAAAAUGAUGAUGAUGAUGGUGGAGAAAGUUUCACUACAUUAUAUCAUUAUUGGAAACUUCAAGAUAAUCAUACCAUCAAUAACUUUUUAGGACAAGGUAUUUCUAAAUCAGAUGCAUUUGUCAUUCAAAACCAUGUUAAUGUUCCAGUGAUUAAGGUUGGCUUUUCCAAUGAUCCAAAGAGAGAUCUGUCAACGUAUAUUCCUAAUUCCAAUUAUUUUUCAUAUUCAUGGAUUGUUCAAAGGCAAAUGGAUGAUAAUUUACUUUUGCAUGGAUCAUUGGUUAGAUACAUUGGAUUAGUGAUGCUUUCCUUAACUGAGCAUUACGUUGUUGAUUAUAAGACUUCCAGCUAUUUGAAUCAUGCAAUGGAUUUGUAUGAUAUAGUGGUUAAUCAUACCUCAAAGACAUUACAAUCAUGGGGAGAUCAGGAGGUAAAAUCUUAUUUAAUCUCUGGAAGUGAUAUUUAUUCUGAUUUAAAGAGUGGCACAUCACCAGACACUGAACUCAAGGUAGUUACCUUUUCUCAAUUGGUUGAACAAUUUGAAGUAUUAGCCAAUCACUUGAAAAAUCAACUGGUAAUAUUUGAUGAUUAUAACAAAGGUGUUGAAGACGGGUUAAUGUUUGACUAUCCAUGGUAUAAGUAUUUCAAGAAGCUUCAACAUUUUGCUCAACUCAAAGUUACAAAUACCAAACUAUUACAUUUGGAGAAUUCUAUGAAAUUAACUGAUUUAGAAUGGCAAUAUAUUGGUAUAAAGAAGCCAUUUUACUAUCAUCUUUUAUAUGGGAUUCCUAAGUUUGAUAUACUGAAACCACAACUGUAUUUUGAUACUAGAAAUGAAAUGUGUGGCUUCCCAUAUAUUGUUGAUUCUAUUGAAGAAGGAGAUUUUGAAUUAACAGUUAAAUGGUUGGUCAUAGUGUAUAAGAAGUUACACUAUUUGGAUAAAAAAUUAGCCUAG
Messenger RNA from Lizanozyma spartinae, 2523 nucleotides. RefSeq lists its product as uncharacterized. Lineage: Eukaryota; Fungi; Ascomycota; Pichiomycetes; Serinales; Debaryomycetaceae. The record is from RefSeq and is a predicted model, not a curated record. Gene Ontology annotation, molecular function: carboxypeptidase activity. The transcript has a single exon. Bases 1 to 2523 code for a protein of 840 amino acids.